GCGCCGGAAGAAGGAAGAGAGUCGCCCUUAGAGGGGGGAAAAAGUCUGUUGACAGCAGUAACAAUAAUACACAAAAUUCAGCACGUUUAAGGUGCUAUUGCAUCCGUGCAUCAUCCAUUUCGAGUGUUUGUAUAUUGCAAGAGCUUUCGGGGUACCUGCCCGUUGCAUUUUUAUGUUUUGUGUUGUUUGUGUUUGAGUUAAUUUGUGGUUACUUUUAACUCAUCAACCAGGCAUGGAAUAUGGCAGCAACUGAAACACAGUGUAUGCUAAGCGUCGGAUUGAUUGAAAAAGAUGUGAAUGGAGACACUCUGUGGGUCUGGUGCUAUCCCUCUGUGGGCUCACAACUGAGACAGGUCCUGCUCAGCAAGUGCUGUCUGACACAGGGCAAUGAAGACUUUCACACAUUUGUGUUUGGCCAGUUCAGUCGUACUUGGUAUUACAUCAGCACACUGGAAGUACAGGAACCUACAGCUCUAAAAAAGGUUACUCAUUUUUCAGUGGUAGUAACAGCAAAAGACUUCAACCCUGAGAAAUAUGCAGCACUCAAUCGGAUACUGUGCAGGAUGUACAUCAAAUAUGGCAGUCCAGUGAAAAUGAUGGAGGCCUACAUCACUGUCCUCACCAAAGGUGUUUGUCAGAGUGAAGAGAACGGCUCAUUUCUAAUCAAGGACCACGAUGUUCAGAAGGCGUUCCUGGCAGGUUCAAUCAAAGAUGUGGUGUCUCAGUUUGGCAUGGAGACCAUUAUCCUGUACACUGCCGUCAUGCUGAAAAAGAGGAUUGUUGUCCACCAUCCUCGAAUUGAAGCCUUGUUGGAGUUCACAAGAGUUCUUCCGGCCUUAACGUGGCACAGGAAAGACUGGUCCAUUCUGCAUCCAUAUGUGCACCUGACUGAUACUGAACUAGAGCAUCUCACUAAAUGUCCUGUGUAUAUAGCAGGAUUUGUUGAUCCAGAAGUGAGCAACAGAUUGGACCUGUUUGAUGUGUAUGUGAACCUCCCAGAGAGCACCAUCACAGUGUCUCAGGGUGCCAAAGAAUCCAUGAUGAUGGGGAAGUUACACAAGGACAUCGGACACCUUAUCGUCCAGUCUGCAGAGGACACAGAGAAGUCAGACAGUCAAGUCAUUAAGGACAUUUCCAUCAAGACCAAACAGAUACUUGCUCAUUUGAGGGCCCUGGCAGAUGAGUGUGAACGCUCUAAACUCACCCUGGAACAUUUACAGCAGCAUCACUUCCCCCCGGCAACGGAAAACUUCCUGUUUCAUCUAGCGGCUGCUGAGCAGAUUUUAUGCAUAUGAGCCUGCUUUGGGACGCUGCGUAGUGACAGGUACCGCUGCCACCACUGCACCGACUAUUUUUAUGACCGUACACAGUGUGCCGGUGUGUCACAUAUGACAUCCAAAAAUGUUUCUUCCUGACCUCAAAUUCCAAGACAGAAAAACAAACCCAGAAUUUUUAUUUUUUUCUGCAAAUAACUGCGUAACCUCUGUGUUCUAUGUUUGACAACUACUACUUUGUGCCUCAUUUUUAUGUAGGCUAGCUUGUUUUUCUCAACUAAACACCAGAAACAAAAACAUACUAAUCCACAGUUCUAAGUAGUUCCCAGCAAAUUCCCCAAGUACAGGUGGUCCUCUGACUACAAACGAGUUCUAUUCCUACACAGUGAUGUAAGUCACGUUUUAGUGUAAGUCGCAACUUGUACCUAAAUUACAGUAACUCCCAAGUCACUCACACUGUACACAGAACACACAAAGGACAAAUAAAGUACAGUAACAAGAAGAUUAAAUACAAGUAAGCUGCAACACUGUAAUCAAUUAUCCAAUUAAUUGUAUUUUGAUUUAAAAAUGUAAAAAUCCAAUGUUUCAGCCUCCAAAAGGUGAGUAUUUCUUUUCAUUUCGUUAGUCAUCCAUGAAAGCAGACCUGUUAUCUUUGUGUUGUAAGCAAAACAAGAUAUUCACACUCAUCAACUUUGACUUUGGAAAACAGUGAUUGACAUUUUUGCCUCUCUUAUGAUAAGUUGCGGACCAAACCACACACUGUUUGUGUUUGGUUCAUGUUCGUCUAGGGGUAAAUCCAAACAAGCUUACGAUUAAUCGACGAAGAAAAUAAUUAAAUACAAGCAUUAAAUGAAGCAAUAAUAAAAAGAGAACAACUCCUUACGUGUAUCCCUGUGGUUGUACUACCAGGCCUUCCUACCUUCUUAAAAUAUUAUCCCAGGCUCGUCUGAAAGGAUAACAUCCUUUUCUCCUCCCAGAUCUCCUUGUAACAGUGCACAGAAUCCAUGACCCUUCUAGCAUUCUUUGUUUAUCCUUAAUGAUGGUCAUGACCAAAAGAGUGGCCGAUAUUGCUGGUCGUAUCUACUCUCUUUGAGAUUUUUAUGAUGUUCAUUUUCACUUUCAUGGUGAUGGCUUUCUUUUUCUUUGGCACGCUGCCGCUUGGUAGACAUAAUGUAGUCAAAAAAGUUAAUAAGAGAUGUUAUUCUUCCUCAGUGUUGCUGUGCAGGCACACACUGUGUUCCUCCACCCAGCACAAGGCACACAUGCAGUCGUUUGCUGCGAGUGGCAUGUAUUCUUCCGGCCGGCGAGCACCGUAACUAGUUCUUGAGCGAGUCACGUGUUUACGGACCAAAAUUCUGUUUUUAAUGAAUUUAUCGAUUAUCACAAAACAUCAUAAACAGAGGACCACCUAUAGUGUUUUUAAAAAAGAAAAAUCUCUACAUUUUUAUCAUCACUCGCUUGGUAGGGUCUGACUGUCUCAUACAUGAAAAGCAUAAGGUAUUAGUUAUAGGUACGUAAUUAGUGAGCAUAGUGAUGAUCAGCAUUAGUCAAGUUUUGUUGCCCUUAAGUGUUUAAGGGCAACAAUCUGAUCAAACAACUGAUUCUUCCAUUCCCACAGAUGGACAUUGACUCUAUCCAACUUCUAAUAUUUUUUGUAUUAUUAAUAGACUGGUGGGAUGGUUUAGCGUCUCAGUAUUAUUUUAGACAGAAUACAGUGCCUCUGAUUCUUGACAUAACAGGGGAGAGUUAAAUGUAUUUUUAUGAAAAAAUGUGGUAUCUUUAAAAGCUCAGAAUAUUCUAAUGAAUAAAUUUACUUUUCAAAACUGUUGUGCUUUGGAUUUACUCUAAGUUACAGCCAGAAAAGGAGCUGGGUCCAAGCCUGCUAGGUUCCGUUGUGUUAAACUGUCGCUCAGAGUCCUCGGUGAUAGAAUAACCAUCCUUCAGCAGCCUUUGCUUGCAGCUCUUUCUCAACAUUUUCUUUUCUUAUCUGGAAAACAAGAUCAGUGUCAGCUGAAGUACUGUAAAUCUAUCUAGUAGAACGACUGAACCACAAUCUUACCAUUCCCAACUGAGGGAAGAGACUGAAGGACAGCGGGAUCAUCAGGCCGAAGACUAACGCUACACUUAGGUGACGGAUAGGAGCAACCAGCAGGGUGUUUCUCUGGAAAAGUCUUGUUCUUAAGGACAGAAACUGCUUAGUUCACUGACAAUUCUAAUCAGGUGAUUGAAAUAAGAGUCAACUGACCUCUCUAAGACUGAAACCAGGAGAUUAGGAACAGCAACAGUUGUGCCAAACAGCGCUGCUCUUGACCACGCAGUUUCCAUCACAGCCUGAGACAACAACAAAACCAUUUAAUACAAUAAUCUCUCGUUUAUCACUUAAUGGGUUCCAGACUGGACCGUGAUAAUUUAAUUUCCGCCAAGUAGGAUUCCUUCUUUAUAAAUAGAAUAUUUUAAUAGAACAUAGAAAGCUGGUUUCCGACCUUCUAAAUAUAGUUUCUAAGAUUAUUAGAGCCCUCUUAAUAUGAAAAAACAGCCCGAUAGUCACCUUGUUAAUGUGUUGUGGUGGUAUGGACAGGAAGUGACCUCAGGAGUUCACAGUAGUGCUUUAGCUUGACAUGUGCCUUUUCUUCCGGCGAUCAAGUCUGGUGCUUGUGUGUCUCACUGAACAUUAUAGUAACAUUACUGACACCUAACGACCAGUGUAGAAUACUACAGAUCAUCACAACGUCUUUGAGUGUGUCUUCUGAAUGGCUUAUAUUUGUAUUUUAGUUCAUUUAGAUAUUUUCAUGCUUGAAAAUGCUUAAUUUCGCAAAAAUAUGUAAUACAAUUUUUGGGGGGGGGAUUAGAAGCUGGCCAAAUUCAACCAUGAAACAGCAUGAUAUAUAUGUUUGAAAGAUCAAGUAGAGUGAAGCCGUGAAAUUCGAAGUGUGAAAUGGUUAGGGAUUACUGUAUAGCAAACAACCAUCAUGCAACAUUUGUGUUUGCUCCUCUUUUACCUUCUUUGCUGCUGCUUUAGAGACGCCAACAGGAUUCCCAUUGGAAUCAAACACUUGGAUUCCACUUUCAGACUCCUCCCCUCUGACAGUAAUCACGUUGAAGAAGGCAAGAGCAGCUAUUGGGAGCGACACGAUCAAGUCAUGCUCCGAUAUAUGUUCCGAUCAUAUUUAUGGAAUUUUACAGAUGAUGAACCUGAGAGUGGGAUGGGUACGAGAAACCUGAAGAAAUUCUGGAUGCUUAGACUUGUUAAACCCAGUCGGCUCACAAUAAUUUGAGGAAGGGCCUGCAACCAAAAGGGAGAUUAUACCAUUAAAAAAAAAAAAAACAAAACUUAAGGACAUACAAUCAAUCAAUCAACACUUCACUUAAUUAGGUACACUUGUACAGUCCAAUAAGAUUCAAUAUAAGAUACAUCAAAGAUUAUAAUGGCAAUCUGUUUAUUAUUGCGCAUCAUACCCAGAGUUUUAAUAUUUGUAACUUCAUGGGGGUGGGCGUAGGGUUCUGAGUAAGAUGCACAGUGCAGUUUUACACUUUAAAAGGUGUAUUAACUGAUACACCUUUUGUAUGGGAACCAGUAAAACUGAGCAUGUGUGCCUAAUGUCAAUGCUGUGACUGUACAUGUACAAAAAAGUUUACAAUCAAUCUAGGGCAGUAAUUUGUACGCACCCCUGCACACGUUGUAUACGACACCGUCCCUGCUAUCAAGAGGAGCUUAUUCGCCUUCGCUGCCUGGCCCUGCUGGUGGGUGCAGAUAAGCAGACAGUGCUAACUCUUCAUUCCUUACAAGACGUCAUUGUACCGUAACUGUCAAACAGGGAGGUACUGUACGUUUGUUUAUUAGGCCUUUAAUUGUGGUGCAAAAGUAUAGUACCUGCUCUGAGGAGGAAUUUCUGUUUGCGUGGUUGAAACCGGCGGUAUAACUCUGUAGUAAAAACUGCAAGGAAGUACAGGUAUUUAUUUCAUUCAUAUGCAUCAGGUGGGAAGUCACAAGACACAGUUUAAUAUGAUGAGUCUGUACCUGCCAGAAAAGGGCUGAUUUGAUGCUUCUGUGUGGCAGAAAGCUUCCAACAACCUAGAAAGAGACACGUUAAAAACGCCUCCAAGGAGCGCCACACUAUCAUGUGUAAUGACUGAGGGCAGACGUACCAAAGGAACUGUUAUUGGCAAAAAUGCUGGAAAAUAAAAUGUGACAUUGUUAGUAAGCAAGAACUAUCAAUACAGUAAUCCCUCAUUUAUCGUGGUUAAUUGGUUCCAGACCCGACCGUGAUAAGUGAAUUUCCGCAAAGUAGGAUUCCUUAUUUAUAAAUAAUAAUAAUAUUUUCGUAGUUAGAGCAUAGAAAACCUAUUUACAACUUUUGAAAUACAGUUUACGUUAUUAGAGCCAUUAGUUCAUUUACUUAAUUUAGGCAAAAAAUAUAUGUAAAAUUUGCUUAAAUAUGCAUACUUUUAAACUAAUAAAAGCCAUAUUCAACUAUGAAACAGCAUGAUUUUUAAAAUGAAUAUAUUAUGAAAAACCGUGAUAGAGUGAAGCCUUGAAAUUCAAAGCGCAACGUGAUGAGGGAUUACUAUAGUCACAUCAUCAUUAAACACGAGUUAGUCUGUUCCAUUACCAGCCAUAUAUCCAUCCCAUAACACCGCCUCGACCAUGUUGGACACAUGAUGUGCUAUGCUUUGGAUCAUGAGCCAUUCCUUUCCUUCUCCAUACUGUUUUAAGUUGACUUUGGUUUUAUUUGUUCAAAGAAUGCUGUAUUUUUUAAGAAAUGCAUUUGAUUCAAGUUGAAAGUCUA
This is a messenger RNA of Dunckerocampus dactyliophorus (ringed pipefish), 6061 nucleotides long. RefSeq names its product DENN domain containing 10 (gene dennd10). NCBI's taxonomy places the organism in Eukaryota, Metazoa, Chordata, Actinopteri, Syngnathiformes, Syngnathidae. Gene Ontology annotation, cellular component: late endosome. Gene Ontology annotation, molecular function: guanyl-nucleotide exchange factor activity; small GTPase binding. The transcript is spliced from 9 exons. Bases 240 to 1295 code for a protein of 351 amino acids. Gene Ontology annotation, biological process: protein transport; regulation of early endosome to late endosome transport. The record is from RefSeq and is a predicted model, not a curated record.